Molecule: messenger RNA, 2403 nt
Organism: Epithele typhae
Lineage: Eukaryota; Fungi; Basidiomycota; Agaricomycetes; Polyporales; Epitheliaceae
Exons: 3
Coding region: 1-2403 (800 amino acids)
Source: RefSeq, a predicted model, not a curated record
AUGUCGUCCGGGCAGCCCCUCUCUCGGCCCUCUCUGGCUGAUUUCCUCUCGCACAUCGCACACCCUCGGAUCCCAAACAUCCGCCCUCGCCAGUCCACCGCGUCGCUGAAAUCCGUCGCAUCUGUCAAAGUUGACAAUUACAUUCCGUGCGCCGUCUCCAAACAAGAUAUGCGUCCAGGUAUCCUCCGCGACCCCGACACGACCCAGAAGCUCCUCGAGGCCAUCCUCGACACGCCCGGUGGCCGUCGUACCGUCGCCCGUCUCGCGCGGACAUGCAAGGCAUUCAAGGAGCCCGCGUUGAACCUGCUUUGGCGCGAUCUCGACAGCCUUGCUCCCCUCCUUGGGCUCUUCCCGAGCACCAUCUUGAAGCGCGCCCGCCGGCCGGGCAUGGGCUUGUUGAAGGCACCAGAGCGCGAAGAUUGGACCCCUGUCCUCGCAUACGGCACACGAGUCAAAAGCAUUGCAUACAUCGAGAGCUCCGGAAAUAUCGUGCCGUCGAUCCUUCCACUUCUGGACGAACACCGCCCGGCGACGCACAUCCUGCCCAACCUCACGUCUCUCACGUGGAAGGUCGAGACUUCGAGUAACUUGGAACGCUGCCGCAUGUUCCUUGGUCCUCGGAUCGAGGCGGUUACGCUCGAAGUGGGUUCCAAGACACCGAGGAUCAAUGAGCUCUUGGAGGAAAUCGCCAGUCAUCGCGGUCUCACGGCCUUCUCGUUCACGAAGCUCGCACUCAUGGCGCCCGGUGCGCUGGCCGCUCGAGUCGGCAAGUGGGCGUCCGGACUGCCCGCCCUCAAGACAUUCGCGGUAGACCUCUCCGCGCGCUCGACAACCGCCGUGGAGGGCUUCUUCGACGAGAUCGAUCCUGGUUCCGGGUACACGACCCCGAGUUCCGUGGGAGGGACGGACAGCGGCGUGUUCUCGGGCGACGAGGUCGACUUCUCGGAAGCUCGCAAGGCUGCGGUGCGUCUUACGCGUGACGGGCCUCGGCGCGGCGCGUUCGCUCGGCUCUCGAACCUCACCCUCACCGGCGACGCAAUGAACUUCGCGAUGUUCCUCAGACACCUCUCCAGCCCGCUCUCCCAGUUGGACCUCAUCAUGGAAGAUCCCCCACAGUCUGUCGACUGGCACGACGUCUGUGCGGCCAUCAGCGACCAGUUCUACGACACCCUCCAGUCCCUCCGUAUCAGUGCGACCAGCGGCUCGCGCUUCGGGGAGCUCGUCCGCGCGACGUCGCGCGGCGGCGACUUGCCCAUGCACCACCUUCCCCUCACCUACUUCUCGAUGCUCCCUCGCCUGUGGCGGCUGGACAUCGACCUCCCCGAAUCGGUGCUCUUUGAACAGCGUGACAUCACCCACAUCGCGCGCGUCUGCCCCAACAUCGAGGUCCUGCGCCUUUGCCCGAACGCCCGGUUCCCCGUCACCGGUUCCCCUCCACCCUUGGCUCUCGAGGCGAUCGUGCCGCUCACGCGCAGCUGCCGCCGCUUGCACACGCUCGCGCUGGUCGUGAACGCGGCGGAACUGUCGAGCGACGCCGUGUACUCGACCCGCGUCGUUUGCUCGCGCUCGCUGCUGCGCCUCAGCGUUGGCCACUCGUGGGUCAAGAACCCGCUGCAGACUGCGGUCCUCCUCAGUCACCUCACGCCAUACCUGGAGUCUCUCAAGUUUUUCGAUCAGAAGAGCCGGCUCGGAACGGUCGACUCAAACGCGAGCGGGUGGCAGCGGGUCGCCGAGAUCCUGCCCCACGUGCAGCACAUCCGGCUCGCGGAAAGGAAGCUUCAGCCUCCUCCGGCCCCCUACGUUCCUCCGCCCAUGGCCGACAAGGGGGUGGACGCGACGCCCAUCAUGUUCGACGCGGCGAUCUCCGUACGCCCUCAGCUACAGGAGAUGUCCGUUCAGGCCGUACCGCAGGUCGUCGAGUCUGGAGUUCAAAGCGUCCCGGCGACGUGCGAGGUCUCCAUCGACGCGACCCCCGUCUUCGCCGACGCAGAGGUCAUGGCCGUCGCCCAAUACUGCGAGCAGGGCGUCGAUGCGGCCCCCGCCUUCCACGAGAUGGGCGUGGACCCCAUCUCCUUCUCCGACACCGCGUCCGAGUUGAGCUCGGACGACCUGCCCCAGCCUAGCGGAGCUCCGUCCAUCUUCACCCCCACCGGCGCGGUCCAUGGGGUCGUCAAUCUCACGUACCGCGUCGUUCGGUUCUACACCGCCCCCAUCCGUUUCGUGUUCUCGUUUAUGCCCAUGCCCGCAAUGCCCUCCCCUAUGCCGUCUCCCCUCUCGAACCUCAUCUACACCCAGCCGUCCGGCCACGAGGAUAAGGGCCUUUCGGAGAACGAAAAGGAUGCGAUUCGUCGCACUCGCUCCAAUGGGCCCUUCCUUUUGGAUAUCAACCCUGUAUGCCAAUGA